UCGGAGCUCGCUUACACAGACUGGUUACGUGUGUUUUUUCUCUGACUGGGUCAGUCAGUCACUCACUCACACAGACGAGCGGCUCCCGAGGUUUGCAGUUGGAAGUUUAUUGCAAAAAGAAAAUAUCCCCGGGGUUCCUGGUUAAUUUUCGCCGUCGGGACUUCUCUUUUGGUACCCCGAAUCCAUCUGGUACUCGUUUCUCUGCUUGACUCGCAGGAUUUAUGUGAAUCUGUGACUAAAGCAACAGCUUGCUGGAGAGAAAAAACAAAUCGGCGAACAGCGGGGGGAAAAAAGUACAAGCCGCCCCACGCAGCCUCUCCGCCCGAAGCUCCAGUGAGGGAGAGGGGCGAGAGUGGGGCGUGGGUAAGCCAAGGGUCCGGGAUAAAGAGGAGGGAGGGCGCUUCCCGCGGGACUGUUGAAGGGAGGCUACUGAGCCGGGUAUCGGCGGAGGGCGAUGGCGCUCCAGGCUCGGGCUCUGUACGAUUUCCAGAGCGAGAAUGUGGGCGAGAUCUCCGUGCGGGAGGAUGAGGUGCUGACCGUCUACAGCGAGCACGACAUCGAGGGCUGGCUGGAAGGAGCCAACAGCCGCGGCGAGCGGGGCCUCUUCCCGGCCUCGUACGUGCAGAUCCUGCGGGGUGGCGGCGACGCCGAGCCUCCCGCCUCCCGUUACGCCAACGUGCCCGGCGGCGGCGGCUAUGACCCUCCGGCAGUAAUGGUGGUGCCGCCCCAGGCCCAGCCCCCCAGCAGUUUCCAGCUGCCCGCCUGCCCGGUCGUCAGCACCUUCUGCCCGUCACCGCUGGUGCAACCGGGGGUCGGGGCCGGCGGCCUCGGGGGGCUUCAGCACCAGCCGUCGGGCAGCGGGGACGAUGACGAUUGGGACGAUGACUGGGACGAUAACUCGACGGUGGCGGAUGAGCCGCUGUCGGCGGUCGGGAUGGGGGGCGGCGGCGGAGGAGGCGGUGGCGGCUACUCUGAUUUCGAUGGGACCGGCCGCUAUAAAGUGAGCGUGGGGUCGGGUGGCCGGGCCGCCUCGGGCUCCGUCUCGUCGACUGCCUCCUCCAAGAGUACGGCCACAGUCGGCAGGAACCUCAACCGCUUUUCCACCUUCGUCAAGUCGGGCGGCGAGGCGUUCAUCCUGGGGGAGGCGGCUGGCUUCGUCAAGGACGGCGACAAGAUCUGCGUGGUGCUGGGCUCGCACGGCCCCGAGUGGCAGGAGAACCCCUACCCGUUCUCCUGCUCCAUCGACGAGCCUACCAAGCAGACCAAGUUCAAGGGCAUCAAGAGCUACAUCUCUUACCGUCUGGUACCCAGCCACACCCAGAGCCAGGUUAACCGUCGCUACAAGCACUUCGACUGGCUGUACGGGCGCUUGGUGGAGAAGUUCCCCGUCAUCUCGGUGCCUCACAUCCCUGAGAAGCAAGCCACGGGCCGCUUCGAGGAAGACUUCAUCUCCAAGCGCAAGAAGGGAUUGAUCCUGUGGAUGAACCACAUGACGAGCCACCCGGUGCUCGCACGCUGCGACGUCUUCCAGCACUUCCUCACCUGUAAAGACGAGAAAGCUUGGAAGCAGGGCAAGCGCAAAGCCGAAAAGGAUGACAUGGUGGGCGCCAACUUCUUCCUGACUCUCAGCACCCCGCCCACCCCUCUGGACCUGCAGGAGGUGGAGAGCAGGGUGGAUGGUUUCAAAGCGUUCACCAAGAGAAUGGACGAGAGCGUGUUCCAGCUCAGUCACACUGCCAACGAAUUUGCCAGGAAGCAGGUAGUGGGCUUCAAAAAAGAAUACCAGAAGGUCGGCACCUCUUUCCGAUUACUCAGCCAGGCUUUCGAGAUGGACCAGCAGUCCUUCUCGAUUGGACUCAAUCGUGCCAUCGCAUUUACAGGAGACGUGUACGAUGCUAUUGGAGAGCUUUUUGCAGAGCAGCCUAAACAAGAUAUCGACCCCAUUGUGGACUUAUUAACGCUUUACCAGGGACAUCUGACCAACUUUCCUGAUAUUAUCCACGUACAGAAAGGUGCUCUUACCAAAGUAAAGGAGAGUAACCGACAUGUGGAAGAAGGGAAGAUGGAGCUACAUCAGGCAGAUGGGGUCCGUGAACGUUGUGACACUAUUUCCUUCGCCACAUUAGCCGAAAUUCACCAUUUUCACACUAUUCGUGUAUCAGACUUCAAGACACAAAUGCAGCAGUUUCUUAAGCAGCAGAUUCUUUUUUACCAGAAGGUGACUCAAAAAUUGGAGGAGGCCUUGCAGAAGUAUGAUGAUGUUUAACUUCUGAAGAUCUGAUCUUUUCUUUUGUGGCCUUUCACACUGAACUAAUGCAGGUGACCUUCAGAUGGUCAAAUUAUUCUUGGAUUAGCCUUGAUGUUUAUUACAUUGAGCUUCCAGGUUGGGUGAUCGAGCAUCAAAAUUUGUUGAGCAGUCUUUUGUAUAAACAAAACACACGAAGUUUGCGACAUAAAUUACUCCAAAUUGUGUCAGGAAAGGGACUGGGAAGAAGACUAUUUAAAUGUAAUGUACUAUAUGCUAACACUACCAUACUAACUUCAUUCUGCAAUAUGCAGUAUGUGUAUACUAUCUAAAUUUUUGCUUUAUUUAACAAGGUUAUCCUGGGGACAUUAUUAGACUCAAAAUCCUGUGUCAUCUUAAAGUAAUAGGCAGGUGGAUGGAUGCAUCAAAUGUAUAUUCUCCACACGUCUUGCUCUGAAUGCUGAGGAAGCCAAUAGACUUUAGUUUGUUCUGUAACAAAUGAAACGCAAGGGUUAAAACAUGUUUAUGGAUUCCAGCCACAGCAGCUAUGUUACUCACGUGCCUUCUGAGUCACUUGUCUUCAUAGUUUUAUUAAAUGCGUCUGUUAAAGGCAGAGGAUAUCAUGAGUUUCCUCUACUUAAAUUGCACCAGGGAGUGAUUUUUGAGCUCUGACACAUCAGGGAAGGAAGACUAUAUAGCUCUCUGGGUUGGUGGCAAUCACAGUAAAUAUGAAUGAAAUUACACUCAGGAAAUCAGGGGAU
This is a messenger RNA of Mobula hypostoma (lesser devil ray), 3006 nucleotides long. Its product is annotated as sorting nexin-18-like. NCBI's taxonomy places the organism in Eukaryota, Metazoa, Chordata, Chondrichthyes, Myliobatiformes, Myliobatidae. The coding region runs from base 455 to 2266 and encodes 603 amino acids. Gene Ontology annotation, biological process: endosomal transport; mitotic cell cycle; plasma membrane tubulation. Gene Ontology annotation, cellular component: plasma membrane; cytoplasmic vesicle. Gene Ontology annotation, molecular function: phosphatidylinositol binding; protein binding. The transcript is spliced from 2 exons. The record is from RefSeq and is a predicted model, not a curated record.